AUGGCUGCUGCUUCUUCCCUCUCCCGUCCAGUUCCAGCAACGCCGGCCGCGCUCCGGCACGGGGCGGCGUGCCACGGACCGGCUCUACCGAGGAGGGCGCCCCCGGCGGCGACAACACGAUGCGCCGCGCUACGCCGGGACGCGAGCGGCGGCCGGGGCCAGUACGGGGGCGCGCUGGUGGACGAGGGCAUGUCCGUGCUGCGGCGGCGGAUCCGGGAGGCGCGGAUGGCGGAGACCAACUACGAGGCGCCCGCCGAGUGGGCGCCGUGGGAGAAGCGGUACUACCCGGCCUACGUCUCCGACGUGUCCAGCCUCGUCGGCGCGCUGCAGCUGCUGCUCAUGGGCACCAGGCCCGGCGUGGCCAUCGCCGUCGCGGCCCUGGUGCUCGCCAGCGUGCCCGUGUCCGCCGUCGCCGCGCUACACCAUCUGGCGCUGGUGGCCGAGGCCGUCCUGCAGUCCGUGCAUCACAUUUCUUGA
Miscanthus lutarioriparius is the source of this 477-nucleotide messenger RNA. NCBI's taxonomy places the organism in Eukaryota, Viridiplantae, Streptophyta, Magnoliopsida, Poales, Poaceae. The record is from the annotation of a GenBank genome assembly.